UAGGUAAUUAAUUAAAUGUACCUGUUUAUUUCAGCUCUCAUACACUGACGAGUCUGAGCAGAGGAAUGAGCUGCUCGGAAAUGAACACAAAAACGCGAUGACAAACAAUUCGGAGAAACUGGAGAGAUCAUCUAAACGUCUCGAGGAUGGUUAUCGUAUGGCCAUGGAGACGGAAGAGAUCGGACAAAACGUGCUGAACAACCUUGCUCAAGAUAGGGAGAAGAUAAAUAACGCUAGAAACAGGUUGAAUAACGUAGACAGUACACUAACACAAAGUUCCCGCCUCCUGAACAACAUGUACCGACGAGUGAUACAGAACAAAGCCAUGAUGUUUGUUAUCGGAUUAAUUAUCGUAGUGAUCAUCGUGCUUGCUUUAUACGGCAUGUUUAAAUAAACACAGAGAGAAUUCUGAGAUUAAUUUUCUAUUUUAAUGUUGUGAUCUGUGAUGGUCACUCCAGUGGUUAUGUAAUGUACACUA
Molecule: messenger RNA, 478 nt
Organism: Bolinopsis microptera
Lineage: Eukaryota; Metazoa; Ctenophora; Tentaculata; Lobata; Bolinopsidae
Product: vesicle transport through interaction with t-SNAREs homolog 1A-like
Exons: 3
Coding region: 98-394 (98 amino acids)
Biological process (GO): Golgi to vacuole transport; macroautophagy; intra-Golgi vesicle-mediated transport
Cellular component (GO): late endosome membrane; ER to Golgi transport vesicle membrane; Golgi apparatus
Molecular function (GO): SNARE binding; SNAP receptor activity
Source: RefSeq, a predicted model, not a curated record